ACCAACGACAAAAGGUUUCACUUUAAUUGUGAUCACUUUUUGUUUCAAUAGUUGACUUUUGAAGUUUAAUAUUUUAUUAACCACAACAAUUUAUGAUUAACAAGUGAUUAACUAAAUUGAUUGACUUUCUGUUUGCUUCAUUUACACCACUCAAAGUGAUUUUAUUGUUAAUUGGUAAUUUUUGAUGAGAUGAAAGUUGUGAUUACAAUUUAAUUAUGAGCAAAUCAAAAGCAUCUUCAAUGAAAAGUCACCUAACAACAUCAAACUCUGUUUCUGACCAUCGUCCAUCCUCAAUUGUCAACAUGGAUUCACUGACCCUUAGUCAUGAUAACUCUGUAUCAGCUGUUUUAAUAUACUGUAAACAUAAAGUACUGUCACCUUACUUCCGGUUAACAUCAUUUCUCGGAUGGAGGCCACUUUUAUCCCACCAAUCGCCACCACCAUCGUCAUCAUCAUCCUCUCCAGCAUCACCCAACUCCACCACAGGUCAAUCAAUUGAUCCAUCAACCUCAUCAACCAACAUCUCAACGGAAUCAGCUAAAUCUUUUACAACAUUAAUCUCCUUCGUCCAGUUAUUAAUCAAUUGGUCAAUCAACUUAAUCAACUUUAUCUACACUCUACUUAUAUUAUUACUCAUAUUCUCAGCAUACUUUUUAUCAUAUUGUACCUGUUAUCGAGGUGAUGGUCUACCUCACCUUUUACCUUUGAUCAUAUCAAACAACAGCACAAUCAACACCAACAAUCAGGGUAACAAUUUAAAUCAUCUGAUGGACACAAAUUCAUUUACCCAUGGAAUUGAUUACAAUUCAACUCUCAAUCAAUCCGAGCCCAUUAAAGUAAUUAAAGUCCUAACUGAGGCAACAUCAACAAUCAAUGAUAACAAUAAUAAUCAUCAUGGAAAUGGAAUUGAAUUAAUCAACAAUUCAAAUACCUGUAAUAACAAAUUAAUCUCACACUUCAUCAUACCUGAUCUACUUCAUUUUGCAUCUUACCUUUUCCUAUUAUAUUUACUACGAACUCCUGAAUGUGAACGUCUUGAGAAUCUAAUGGAACGAGGAUUUUUACAAUUAAGUCGAACUGCUAAUUGGUUUCUUGAGAGUCGACAUUUAAUAUCAACACUUCGUAGUUUCCUUUUACUAUCAACCCUUUGGAUAAUCUGUUCAAUCAUAUUACACAUAAUCCAUUUCAACGUAACUCUGGUUAAUUUUAAUUGUCUACCCAAUUCGUUUGGUGUUAAUCUAUCAAUUAAUUCCUCGUCCACUUUAUCACCUUUUCAUGGUGAAAUGAACAACAAUUCAUCAACAUCUUCCAAUUCAAUCAUCACUGAUUAUCUGUUGAAUCAUAAAUUGUUCAAUGUUAAUCAUGUUCACACAAUUAUAAUCUACAUCACUGUUACCUGUUUAAUUGUCUUCGAUAUCAUUUGUUCAGCCGUUGUCUCAUCUUAUGCUGUUCAUUGUCAAUUAAAUAUCUCAUUUAUUAAUUCACUUUGUCAAGGAGUUCGAGAGAAACGAAUUAGCUUCCAGGAGUUUUAUCAACGUGCUGAGGAAUCAAGGAAAUUUGUUUCUUAUUUGAAUAACAAUCAAGCGAUUUGUGUCUCGUUGGUUUCAAUUGUUUUCAUUUGUAAAAUUUGCCUCUACUCAUUUCAAUUGGUUUCUCGGUACAACAAUUACGUUAAUUACACUUUACUCAUUUUAUCCGCGAUUCUCUGGAUUAUCAUCUUACUAAUCCCAAUGAUCCAAGCAGUCAGAUUAACGGGAUCUUGUUGUAUGUUACGUAACCUUGGACACGAAUUGAAAGCUCGUCCCUUUGGUUAUCAACACACCGAUGAAUCUGAACUUAAUUCAUUACUCGCUUACACUUCAUCUCUUGACAUGAUGGCUAAAUUGUUCAAUUUACCAAUUAAAUCAUCAUCAAUUGUAUUGAUUUUCACGUUAAUUCUAAUCGGUGUUCCGUUAUUAGGCCAAAUCGGAGUAAUCUCACUUUAAUUGUUUACCUUUUUUCCUUGUUUUUUAUUAAUUAUUUUAACUAAUCAACUGCCUCUUCCUCUUAUCCGUUGAUUCAAUGAAUCAAUUUUUAUGUAUAAUUUUAUAUUUUUUGUUAAUUUUUCAUUUUAUUUUUCCUUCUAUGAAAUUAAUCAACCAAAUUAUUUAAAAUCUACUCUCUUACACCAACUAAUCAACAAUUAACUGAUCAUCUCAAUUACCUUGUUUGGUUUAAUCAUCAUAAUAGUGAUUAUUUUUUUUUUCUUAGUUAAAUGAUAAAUUGUUGCAAAUUUGUCUCAAUAUUAAUUAAACCUACACAGAAAUAAAGUUAAUUUUUGAUCAGUCAA
Molecule: messenger RNA, 2329 nt
Organism: Panonychus citri (citrus red mite)
Lineage: Eukaryota; Metazoa; Arthropoda; Arachnida; Trombidiformes; Tetranychidae
Gene: GrlHz
Exons: 2
Coding region: 216-1985 (589 amino acids)
Source: RefSeq, a predicted model, not a curated record